Molecule: messenger RNA, 477 nt
Organism: Emiliania huxleyi CCMP1516
Lineage: Eukaryota; Haptophyta; Isochrysidales; Noelaerhabdaceae
Exons: 2
Coding region: 1-477 (158 amino acids)
Source: RefSeq, a predicted model, not a curated record
AUGGCAGGCGAGGGUGUCACGGCCAUGAUCGUGGCUGCUGACGCCGGAGACAACCCGCUGGCGGACCGCCGCGAGGACCGGAAGGCGGCGGCAGAGCGGGAGAGGAAGGCCAAGGUGGCGAAGGUCGCCUCGCAGGCGACGAACGCGAUGGCGGCAGUGCGGGCGCAGCUCGAUUUGCGGAAGGUGGCAGCAGACAAGGCGGCGAACAAAGCCAACGACGACGCGGGGGCGCCGGUGAGGGCGUCGUCCACGAUGCUCGAACGAGUGUUCGAUGCCCGCCUCGACGGUCCGGACAAAUACGUUGUGGCUCGACGAAAGGAGCGAAAGACGGCUGCCGGGGCUGGCACUGCUGCCGAUUUGGCGGCGGAUGGCGAAAUACCAAACAACUCUAACAGCCUGGAGCCCUGUUUUUUGUUUUGCUCGUUCUGCGACGACGCCGCUGCCUGCGUGGACAUCGCGAGGCAGUGCGAUCACUAG